AAUUGUCAAGAAAAGAGAUGUAAUAUUGUGGAUGGAACGUGUUUGGGAUGUAUUCUUGGAUGGACAGGAGACAUGUGUAAUAUAAAAUGUCCGUGGGGAUGGUAUGGCCUUGCGUGUAAAGACAGUUGUGCAGGACAUUGCAGAGGGAACCAACCCUGUAAUCACGUGACUGGUCAAUGUGAAGCUGGUUGUGCAAAUGGAUGGAUGGGGAAGUUAUGCGAUGAACCAUGUAAAAAUGGAUUUUACGGUCCAGGCUGUGUCCAUAACUGCAGUAGUCACUGUCUGAAUAACACCUACUGUAGGAGAGAAACAGGCCAUUGUGAUAACGGUUGUAACCCAGGAUAUACAGAAGAGUUUUGUAAUAAACCGUGUACGCUUGGAUUCUUUGGAAACAAUUGUCAUAGACAGUGCAGUACAAAGUGCAAGAAUAAAAGAUGCGACCAUAUUGAUGGAACUUGUUUAGAAGGGUGUUUAGAUGGCUUUGAUGGAAGACAGUGUUUAAACAUAUGCAAGGAGGGAUAUUUUGGUUCAAACUGUUCCAAUGUUUGUUCUUGCAACAAUUCCUGUAACCAUACUGACGGCUCUUGUAAUCAAGGUGUAGAGAACGUUGUUCAUUUGGAAGAUGAAUCAACUAAUGCUUCAACUAUUGGAGGUAUCUUAGGAGCGUUCGUAGUUAUUAUAAUCCUUGUUCUUCUAGCAGUCCUUUUUAUAAGAUUCAAAAGAAGAGCAUUAGCAGAAUAUUUUGAAAAGACGAAGAAGGAAGCGUUUUCGCCAGUGGAAUCGAAGAAGGAAGCAUCUUCCACAACAGUUUUCAGCAAUUUAAAGGAUGAACAUAAGGAAAGUGUCAGAAAUCGGACAAGCGUUUUGCGAGAAACUGCGAAAAAAGGUCCUCCAACGAACAAAACUAUUCCAGUGAGAAAUCUGAAGGCCACUAUAGUCAAAAUGUCUGCUGCUGAAAAUGCUGGAUUCAAACAUGAAUAUCAUGAAAUUCCAAAAGGGGAACUUUAUUCCUGCGAAGAGGCAAAGAAGCCAGAAAAUAAAGCAAAAAAUAGAUACACGUCCACAUUCCCUUACGACCACUCUCGAGUUGUUUUAAAGAAGCCACACGGAGGAGAUUAUAUCAAUGCAAAUUAUAUCGAGAAUGUUCUUGAUCAAAGAAACUACAUUGCAACUCAAGGUCCUAAGCCAAAGACGAUUGCUGAUUUCUGGCAGAUGAUAUGGCAGGAGAACGUUUCUGUCAUUGUUUGCCUUACCAACCUUAAAGAAGGAGGAAAGAACAAAUGUGCUCAAUAUUGGCCAGAUAUCAGCGAUAAAUUACAAACAGGAGAUUUCACUCUGAGGCACCUGGAAGAAAAAGGAUAUUCUAAUUAUACAACGAGGCGGUUCAAGGCAUACAAUAAUUUGGAGAAAAAAGAUCGUGAGGUGUUGAUGUAUCAUUACACAAGAUGGCCAGACCACGGGGUUCCCGAUCCACUCAGUCUUGUUGUGUUUCAUCGUCACGUGAUGAAAACGUCACCAAAAACUGGAAAAUAUACAUUGGUGCAUUGCAGUGCAGGGAUUGGUAGAACCGGAACAUACAUAGCUUUAGACGCCCUCUAUCGGGAAGGGGAGAGAAGCAGUAGAGUAAAUGUACCGAUGUACGUCAGAACAAUGAGAAAAGACAGAAUGAACAUGAUACAAAGCGACGACCAGUUUAAGGCAGUAUAUCUUGCUUUAUGUGAAUAUUUCAAUGGAAAAUCCAGAUGUUUGACACCAUCCAUGUUAACAAAGGAAUUCCAAGAUAAAACCUACACGAACUGUGGACAAGUUACAAAGAGCUCCUCGUUGUCAUCAGAAUUUCAAGAGUUACUUUCUCUUCGAAAAGAAUAUACAGAAAAAGACUAUGAAUCUGGCAGAACAAAUAUAUCAGCCAACUACACCGAGAGUGUUUUACCAGUGGAGGAAUUUUUGUGCUAUUUGUCAUAUACCAAGGGAAGGAACACGUAUUAUAACGCUGUACUAUUACAGUCCUUCACAGAGAACGACAGUCUGAUCAGCGCCCAGUACCCACUUCCAGAUUACACUGAGGACUUCCUCAGACUCAUCGGAGAUUUUGACGCCCGUGUUGUGGUUUUUAUGUGCCCGAUAAAGGAUUUAAAAUCUACAUCUCUUUGGAUUCCAACGAAAUCCGAACAUAAGAACUUGGGGAACUUUACCCUUAAAUUGGCCUCUUCCACCAAUUCUACUAACUUUGCAUCACGGAAAAUUGUCUUACAGUCAGAGGGAGGAAGGACUAUGGAGAUAACAGUACUGGAAUGUAAGGCAUGGAAAGAAGGGAAACUGACAAUAGAUAAAAGAGCUUUGUUAGACUUAAUCAAAGAAACAAAAACUGAAAAGUUCAAGCACAAGGGAGGAAGGGUAGCUAUUUUGUCCAGUGACGGAGCCACGCGUUGUGGAGCAUUUUGUGUGGUUUAUAACGCUCUAGAACAACUCUCAAUUGAUCAGGAAGUGGACAUCUUCACCAUAACACGACAACUUCAGAUCCGUAGACCGGAGUUUGUGUCUUCUCUGGACGAAUACCAGCUCUGUCAGGACGCUGUUGCAGAGUACAUGCAGAGUGACAGUGUGUAUGCAAACUGCUAGUUAUUUAAAAAAGUAAAU
This is a messenger RNA of Saccostrea cuccullata (small rock oyster), 2640 nucleotides long. RefSeq names its product receptor-type tyrosine-protein phosphatase epsilon-like. Gene Ontology annotation, molecular function: protein tyrosine phosphatase activity. Lineage: Eukaryota; Metazoa; Mollusca; Bivalvia; Ostreida; Ostreidae. The record is from RefSeq and is a predicted model, not a curated record. The coding region runs from base 73 to 2622 and encodes 849 amino acids. The transcript has 23 exons. Gene Ontology annotation, biological process: protein dephosphorylation.